AUGGCGAAGACGUUUCGCACGGUGGCGGUCUCGGCUCUGUCAAACAAUGGACAGUCCACGCCGAAGUACAACAAACCGGUCACGCUCAAUAUCAAUUACGACCCUCAGGGCCUCAGCAUCGAGCUUGUCUCAGGAGAUAUUAGCGGCAAGGAAAAGACAAGUCUGUUGGAAUUUCCAGUGACUCCUAGUACUGAAUGUUCUCGUGUAUCAUCUCGAAGUUAUGUUUUUACACUCGAUACAGAUAGCUUACUCAUUACAUUUGCUAAUGAAGCAGAUUUUCGCAACUUUCACUCGCACAUAGUAAAACUCAAGGUAGGAAAAGGUAUAUCAGCAUUUAAUGAGAGAACGGAAGAAUCCUCAGCGAUGCAAUAUUUUCAAUUUUACGGCUAUCUCUCGCAACAACAAAACAUGAUGCAGGAUUAUAUUAGGACUAGUACAUACCAACGAGCAAUCCUUGGAAACUUGUCUGAUUUUAAGGAUAAGGUUGUACUAGAUGUAGGCGCUGGUUCCGGUAUAUUAUCAUUCUUUGCCAUACAAGCCGGUGCUAAGAAAGUGUACGCUGUAGAAGCGAGCAAUAUGGCAAACCACGCCGAGCUAUUAGUUGCAGCUAAUAAUUUGUCGGAUAAAAUAAUAGUCAUAGCUGGAAAAAUAGAGGAGAUCGACUUAUCCGAGCGUGUGGACUGUAUAGUGAGUGAGCCUAUGGGAUACAUGUUAUAUAAUGAAAGAAUGCUCGAAACUUACUUGCAUGCAAAGAAGUGGUUAGCUCCAGGCGGGAGAAUGUUUCCCUCGAGAGGUGAUCUGCACAUUGCGCCUUUUUCUGAUGAAAAUCUCUAUAUGGAACAAUUCAAUAAAGCCAAUUUUUGGUAUCAGACAUGUUUCCAUGGAGUAGAUCUCUCUGCCAUGAGAAAUAACGCUAUUAAAGAAUACUUUAGGCAACCGAUUGUCGAUACUUUUGAUAUUAGAAUAUGUAUGGCGAAAUCGGUGAGGCACAUAGUAGACUUCCAAACAGCUGAUGAGACUGAUUUACAUAAAAUAGAAAUAGAUGUCGAUUUUCAUAUACUGGAGAGUGGUACAUGCCAUGGUCUAGCUUUCUGGUUCGAUGUAGCAUUUAUCGGAUCUACACAACAAGUUUGGUUAAGUACAGCUCCCACAGAACCUCUCACACACUGGUAUCAAGUACGCUGCCUCUUAGAAAAUCCAUUGUUUUGUAAAAGUGGGCAACUACUCUCUGGGAAAGUCAUUCUUAUAGCAAAUAAAAGACAAUCCUAUGAUGUAACAAUAGAACUGAAACUCGAAGGAACGAAUAUGGAAAGCAGUAGCAACACCUUAGACUUGAAAAAUCCUUACUUCCGAUACACAGGCGCUGCAGCGCAACCACCUCCUGGUUUAAAUAACACUUCACCUAGCGAAUCCUAUUGGACAACUCUGGACGCGCAGGGUGCUCGACAAGCGGUGAAUAUGGUCAAUGGAAUGUCUGUUAAUGGUCUUGGCGAGGUCUCAAUGGACACAAGUGCGACCGUAAAUCCAAAUAAUUUGCUGGCAAUAGGAGGGCAACCAAACAUUCAUCCCGUCACAAGCACACAAGCGGCACAAUUGAUAGGCGGUGGAAUAACACCAAACAUGUUUACAUCACCCGCUACUCUUGGUGUUACUUUCCAGCAAUCGCUGGUCCUCGGCAACUCUUCUCAUUAUCCAGUGAAUCCCAGCCUGAUGAUCGGUGACUAUGUGACUCCUGGGAACGGUUUAUCGCCGCAAGUAUAUCGGCAAUGAUCUAUGGCGAAAUCGUUUCUCGCCGAAUAUUCUCGCAAAAUAAAACAGUUACAAAACGAUCGUAAUAGUUGUAACAGUAUUGGAGACAAUGGCAACAACAGUAAACAAAUCCGCAAACUGGUAUUUAGCUCUCCGGCCAGUAAACUUCGACUCUCGUCUGCCGUACGGAUUUUAAGUACCGUCGAUUUGGCCAAUUUUAAUCCAGACUUUGGUCAUAAUAACGUCGCUUAUUCAAACAAAAGUACAGUUAGACACGGGUUUACGUUCGAUUGGAAUUCCGCAAGAAGUAAUAGGUCUCAAAGGGAGGCACGUUGGAAAAGACUGCGAGCCGUCCUCUCGUAGUUGUCAUCAAUUAAUCGUACAGUUAGUUUCAUUGGCUGUUCCAUUUAGUCAUUAUUCGGGAAAAAGUAGAGAAAAAGAGAAAGGAUCUUCCAGAUCGACGAGCAUGCUUGCCAAAUAUACCCACAUGAGAAUAUAAUAUUUUUUAAUGACAAUACAGUAUCGUCGCUCUGUAGUAUAGUCAUCACUAUAUUUUACAAAGUUUACACAAAACUGUGAAACGCGAAUAAUUUAUAACGAAAGAGAGAAUAAUCUCGCGAAUUGCUGCAAUUUCUUUGUUUUAAUUUGAUGAAUUGAAAUGAUGAUUUAUAAAAUCGACUAAGUAUUCAAAGACACAUAGGGGCAUAUUUUACUAAGCUGCGACGUUGGCUUGGUUGGGUUUCGAUAUCAAGCGACUUUUACACGAGUUUUUAGAAUAGGCAAACAGCGUUUCGACAACAUUUUGAGAAGUGCAAAGAGCAAUAAUACAUUAGGCAUACGUUGUAGAGCACUCUGUGGCAUUACCUGUUAUUCAGCUGUUUCUUGCUCUUAUUUUAAUCGACGUGUCUUUAUUACGUUAGCAUGACAAUACAUGAGAAAGUACAACUUUUUAUGAGUAUUAGUUAUUACAUUUCAGUCACCCGUGUAAUCCAUAUCGAGAUGUUUUAAUUGUUUGAUAGGUAUGUGUGUGCGAUAACUACUCAUCUAUCGAUUAUGUUUUUAUAGGUAAAUUGUAUAUAUCUGAAUGUAUGACACGCAAACAGAUAGGGAUACUUCAUCUAGAAAAAGAAAACGACGGCAACUGAUCGAUCAUGAAAUCGUCCUAAAUUAUGAAUGUAACGAGUUACGUUGCCAUAGUGUGUAAAUGUGUAAUUGCACAUUUGUUACAAAUGUAGACACAUUGAAACAAGGAUUGCUCGAAUGGAAUCUUAUAGUUUUAUAUAAGAUGAUCUGUCUGUAAUUUGUAAGGUAUAGCUUUGCGUUACACUUAAUUUUUUUUAUAUAUAUUUUGUAGUCGCGAGAAAUGUCUGUUUUAAAAGAUUCUCAUCAAGCUUUUUCUCAAAAGUGCAUUGCACAGAUAAUAUAUUGUUAGGUGUUUAAAGCGAUAUUAUCCAGAAAUUGAAACAGAUAUAUAUCGGAUAUUAUUUCUUCCUACUACAACUAUGAUUUUUGUUUCAAAUUGUGUAAUAAAAAAAGUUGGUGAUGCCAUUUCUUUUCUUUUUUUGCGUUGGAUUUUGCAUCACUUUUACAUAUGUUAUGAUGUAUCGAUAAAGUAUUAAAAUCUUUGAAAAUAGACACUUUUUGCUUGAAUGAUCUGUACACGUAAUAAGUGAUGCUUGGAAACUUGUAUAUGUUCUCUGUACUCAUAAUAAUAUUAUAAAGUAAAAAACAGAAAUAUACGGCCCCAUAAUGGCUUUUUGUCAUCUUUAACUCUUUCCACUCAUGUACAUUGAUACAGCGAUAUAAAGUUCAGUUAUUGAUAAAUAUAGAUUGUACAUUUUGCUUAAUAUGCGAUAAAAGAUAAUUUUAUUUAUUUUUGCUAAAAUUGUGUUUGAGAAAAUUCUCAUUAUCUAUUUUUAUUACAAUUUCCUCUCAUUAAACUAAUAUAGUAAUACAAAUUUGAGUGUAAAGGGUUAAAUUGUUAAGAUAUUUAACUAUUUAACUACAAUCUCUUAUAUACAAAGUAAAAUGUU
Molecule: messenger RNA, 3782 nt
Organism: Formica exsecta
Lineage: Eukaryota; Metazoa; Arthropoda; Insecta; Hymenoptera; Formicidae
Gene: Art4
Product: histone-arginine methyltransferase CARMER
Biological process (GO): peptidyl-arginine methylation
Molecular function (GO): protein-arginine N-methyltransferase activity
Source: RefSeq, a predicted model, not a curated record